Pseudo-nitzschia multistriata is the source of this 920-nucleotide messenger RNA. NCBI's taxonomy places the organism in Eukaryota, Bacillariophyta, Bacillariophyceae, Bacillariales, Bacillariaceae. The record is from the annotation of a GenBank genome assembly.
CGAAGACUAGUACUUGAAGCUAAAGAUCGAUUAGAAAAAGACUUUGCUGUAACGGAAUAUAGUCGAAGAAAGAAGAAGCACGUGUAGCACUAGUAACAUGGAUGAAAUAGUGGAUGGAGUCAAGAGUCCUGAGGGCUGUUACCUCAUCUUUGAGGCUUCCUCGGGUGGACGCCUCAUGCUCUUAUACAGCAAGGAUAGAAUCCCAAAAAAUGCUGUUGGUUUCUGGUAUGUCCACUGAUAAAUGCUGGUUUUUUUUUUCGGGGAAAAGAUAGUGUAGUUAAUAUUCCAUUUCARCAAAGCUAACCCAAACAAUACUUUUUGUAGGUGUGCCGGACCCGGACGAUCCAUUCAAGGUUUUAAGUUCAAACAAGGCGGAGGAAGAGUAGAGCUAAUUAAAGGCAUUGCUGGGGGAGAUCAGAAUAGGCGGAAAUACUUUUCGGGCUGGUGCCAAUUUAUAAAACUAGCAAAAGCCUUCGAUGGAUAUGUUAUAAAAUUUCGUAAGUUCAUGGUUGACAUCGGUCAAGAAGAACGGAGAUGCUGUUAAAUGGCUUUUCUUAUCGAGUUUUAUGUCUUGACCAUGGAUCGUAGCUAAUUCUGAACAGGGUGUUGAGGUCGAUGUCAUUGGAUUCAAAACAGAGGAAGAAAAAGCCUACAAGCUCGAUCUCGAUGCCGGCUUGAUCGAAGUGGCACCAUUUGAUGCAAUAUCUGUGGUACCAAAGCACAACACAACGUAUCACGGAAUCCAUAAUAUACCACAACAAAUAUUUCUUGAGUCUGGAAACAAAGCAGGGGCUGCGACUACAAUAUAAUAUGGGGUGGCAAUCAGUUGAAAAAGGGCACAAAGCAAUACGAUCAUGUUUGUCAAUGAAUGAAUACCUUGUGGUUCAAUAUGAUCCGAUGCAUAAAUAUCACUGACCCCA